Amphibalanus amphitrite is the source of this 1823-nucleotide messenger RNA. RefSeq lists its product as uncharacterized. Gene Ontology annotation, molecular function: metal ion binding. The record is from RefSeq and is a predicted model, not a curated record. The transcript has 2 exons. NCBI's taxonomy places the organism in Eukaryota, Metazoa, Arthropoda, Thecostraca, Balanomorpha, Balanidae. Bases 628 to 1443 code for a protein of 271 amino acids.
AUUAUCAAAGCUGAUGAGGGGCUACAACCAAAAUGAAUUCGAUAUCUCUUAUUUCAUAUAUUACUCCAGGAUUUAUUCAUAUCAUGGGGCUUUGGUUGUGUUCUUUCGUCUCGAUUUCACCGUAAGCUUGGGAAGCUAUUUGUAAGCGACUUGACUGAGAGGUAGCCACUGCGUUAGGAUAAUACGGACUUAUCGCCUUGAAGGAGCAGCUUUCUAGCAUCUUGGCAGCAGAAAUAGGCGAGUAGUCGUUGGAGCAGGUGUCCUCCAGCACGGAUCGGCCACCAGCGACCAGUGAAGUUGCAGCGCCGAGCGAAGCCGAAGGAGUCUCAGCAGCGCGGACGGCCUAACUGGAUACUGGACUGCAGCGGCAGCAAGGCGGACACCCGGCGCCCCUUCCAUGAAGAUACGGGCAGCGGCAGCGCCAUCUAUAAGGCUGUACAAGCUGAGCUGUGCUGACCGCCAGUAGAUGGUGCUGCGGGGCAGGUCACGUGACCAUGAGAGGUCAGCCGCAACAGCUGACCGCGGCAAGUGAGGAGUAUGGCGGUGUUGUCUUUUUUCGCGGAAUGGUAAAGCUAGUGUGUCGCGUCCCGUCAGGGCGAGACAAAAGUAUCCGCAACAGGUCCGGUGAUGGAUACAGAGGACGUCGACGAGGAAUCGGCCGCACGGAGCGGCCUUCCGGCCAUCUGUCGCGCUUACAGCACUGAGAAAGGUGGCUGCGUGCACCCCAACUGCCCAGCCCUUCACCUGUGCCUGUCCUUCGUUUUGCAUAACAAAUGCAAAGCCGGAUGUGAUAAAGAGCAUACGCUGGAAAGUUCUAGAAACAUCUCACUUCUGGAGCUGGCCGGGUGGGAUGUUCAUCACGACCUAAACCUGGCGAUGGAAGAACUCCGGAAGCAGGAGUACCGCAAUGCUUUCGGCGUGUGCAUGAGGUACAACCUCGGCCGCUGUGCUACCACCAGAUGCACCCGCUUGCACAUCUGCUACCGCUACGUCCUCGACGACUGCCCGCUGGAGGUCUGUAACCUCAGCCACAAGCUGAAGGGCGUCUCACACAACGCCAAGCUCCUGAGGGCUGCUGACUGGUCCACCGAGCCCGACAUGACACUUCUGCUGAAACUUCGAGAAAGCUGCUCUCCUCCGAAGCCCGAGGUCUGCAAAAUGAUGUUCAGCCGGCCAUCGGGCUGCGAGGGACACUGCAUGAGACUUCACUGCUGCGAACAAUUCACUCGAGGUAACUGCAGGUACGGCGACAAGUGCAAACUCAUUCACGAUCUGCACGACGAUGAAGACGAGGAUGGUCGGCACAAUCAGCGCGUGCUGUCGUUUUUCGGCUGGAGCGUCAGUGAAGCUCUGGAGGAAAUGGUUGUCAGGCGUCAGAGAAAGCCUCCAAGGCGUCGACAGGCAGUGAUGGCGAUCGGUGAUGAUGAUGGAAAGGCGCAGUGACGAUGACGACGAUGACGACGCUGAUGACGGCGACGGUGACGAUGACGAUGACGUACUAUGUAAAAAAGUAAAGAGUAUGUUUUAGUAUGUGAAGAUGAGAAGUGAUUUAUCUAGUUUCUGUGUCCGUCCUUAACAUAAAUAUUUGAUAUUGUUCAGCUAUCGCCUGUCGUUGUGUUAUGUUCUAAUUGAUAAGGCCUGGUUAGCGGUUAUAUGUUACUCAGUAAUGCUAUGCUAUCGUUAGCCUAAAACUAUUUUAUCUUCAUUCUUUGUAAAUACAAUCAAAAAUGCCUUAUCGCACCUAUACUCAUUGUUACAGCUGGUUCAUUCGUCGGUUGUUUGUUCAAAUGCACAGAAAAUACACGUUUAUUUGCUGCAGCGGU